Molecule: messenger RNA, 5629 nt
Organism: Salvelinus fontinalis (brook trout)
Lineage: Eukaryota; Metazoa; Chordata; Actinopteri; Salmoniformes; Salmonidae
Product: serine/threonine-protein kinase N1-like
Exons: 22
Coding region: 832-3822 (996 amino acids)
Biological process (GO): protein phosphorylation; signal transduction
Molecular function (GO): protein serine/threonine kinase activity; ATP binding; small GTPase binding
Source: RefSeq, a predicted model, not a curated record
UUGUGCCAGCGCAACUGCGCGCAGCUCCAUCAGAGAAAAAAAAAGUGUAGCCUCCCGCUCAAGCUAUCAUCGACAAUGCGCGGACAGACAAGGCGAUAUUCCUCUGCCCUCCAAAACCGAACGAAGAGCAAACGAAGAGUGACACCCUUCGGUCAUUCGGUACUUUGCUCGAGGGAAGCAUAAGAUAGUCUCGUUUGAAAGAAGGCUUUUGUGGCAUGUGAUACUGGUAGACUGACGCGUGUUCAUGGUUCACGGAUGUUACUACGAAGACGGAUCUCGACAGUUUUUCUGCCUCUGUAGCGUUUUAUGUUAGCAAUGGAUCUCUAUCCCUCUUCGGAGUCUGUUACGCGGAUAGGGAGGGAGUCGUGCCGUUUGUUUCCCGUGUGCUCUAGCUGUUGAUAGCUAGCCUCAAAAGAAAAGAACAAUGAACGGAAUCAAACAGUUUUGUUUUAUGCUUUUAUCCUACUGACAUUUUAAAGACACUCACCGAGAACAUUUUGUAUUUGUUGAACGAACCAUUAGUCGAACAACUAGACAAACAUUUUGGGAUCACCAGUUUCCUUGGACAGUGGCGCGUUGAGGCGACACAAUGGGAUUAUCUUUGACCAUUGGCUGAGAAUUGUUUUUAAAAGUUCCUUUAUCUCAGAGAAUAUAGUGGUGAGUUUUUGGUCAGAGCACAUAUUUGAGCAACAAUUGGAUGAAUUGAUAAUCUAGCUGCCAAAAUUCGUGGAGAAGACCAUUGUGAGCACUCGCCGGACAAUCGCAUGUGUCCAGCCCAGUUGGUCUAGUCUAGAACGGCAUCAUCACUGGAACACGACACAAAGAACAACGAUGGCGAAUGACUCGAUACAAAGUGACCCAGGUGGGCUGUCCGUCUUAGAGCAGCUGGGUCUGGACCAGAGCUCGGACUUCUCAGACACCACGGUGCAGCAGCGUCUUGAUGAGCAGAGGGAGAAGAUCCGCAGGGAGAUCAGGAAGGAGCUGAAGAUCAAGGAGGGAGCUGACAACCUCCGCAGGGCCACCACCGAUAAGAGGAAUGCCUCCCAGGUGGAUUCCCAGCUACGCAGCUCCAACCGUAAGCUGGAAGACCUGCAUGCUCAGUUACAGGAGCUGGACGCUCACAUCAUGGUCAAGGGAGGAGACGACAACAAGGAUGACCCACCCCAGUCCCCGGGGGCGGAGAGCCGCUCGUCAGCAAGCCAGGACCGCAUUGCCGCCCUGGAGAGACAGCUCAACAUCGAGCUCAAGGUCAAACAGGGAGCCGAGAACAUGAUUCCAAUCUACGCCAACGGAUCCACCAAGGACAAGAAGAUGCUGCAGACGGCCCAGCAGAUGCUGCAGGACAGCAAGACCAAGAUCGACAUCAUCCGCAUGCAGAUCCGCAAGAACGUGCAGGCCACUGAGCACACCGAGGACACACAGGGUAACCAGGACAUGUGUGGUGUGGAGCUGCGUAUUGAGGAGCUGAGGCACCACUACAGGGUAGAACACGCUGUGGCAGAGGGAGCUAAGAAUGUCCUCCGGCUACUGGGGGCCAGCAAGGUCCAGGAUAAGAAGGCCCUGUCAGAGGCCCAGUGUCGUCUGAGCGAGGCGUCCCAGCGGUUGGACCUCCUGAGGGACUCUCUGGAUCAGCGUCUAGCCGACCUGCCGGAGGACCACCCCAAGGCCUGCCUCAUCAAGGAGGAGCUAGUCCUGGCCUCCUCCCCGGCCUUCAGCUCCCGCCACAGUGCCCCCUACCUUCACAACCAGUACAGCACCCUCAGCAAGCCCUCCCCGCUCACUGGUACUCUCCAGGUGCAGCUGCUGGGCUGUGUGGGGGUGUUGGAGGUGGUCCCGGGGCGCAGUAAGGGCACGGCGGUCAUGUUGCCCUGCUACAGCCCCGGGGAGGGACGCUCCUUCAUGAACCGCAGCAGCAAGAGCAACCUGUACGCACGCAGCGGGAGCGUCAGCGGCAAGACUCCCAGCAAGACCGACGACCUCUCCUCGGAGGUGAGUGCGGUGCUGAAGAUGGAUAAUUCAGUGGUGGGUCAGACAGCCUGGAAGAGUGUCGGGGAGCAGGCCUGGGAUCAGACCUUCACUGUGGAGCUGGAGAGGUCCAGGGAGAUGGAGAUAGCAGUGUACUGGAAGGACUACCGCUCGCUGUGCGCUCUCAAGUACCUGAAGCUGGAGGACUUCCUGGACAACCAGAAACACAAAGUUCAGCUGGAGCUGGAGCCUCAGGGUCUGCUUCUGGCUGAGGUGAUAUUCUUCAACCCGGUGAUUGAGAGAGCCCCACGCCUUCAGAGACAGAAGAAGGUCUUCUCCAAACAGCACGGCAAGGCUUUCCUGAGAGCUCGUCAGAUGAACGUUGACAUCGGGACCUGGGUCCGACUCUUGAGGAACGCAAUCCCCACUGUCAACAACACAGGAACCUACAGCCCCAAUGCACACAACCUCAACUCUGGGGAGAUCUCAGUGGAGAAACUAAGUCUGGACAGUGACUCUCCAGUCAGGCAUGAUUACAGGAGAGACUGUGAUAAUAACACCCCGGUGAGAGAGGGACAGAAAGACGAGAAACCCAACAAGAGAAUAGCAAAAUACAACAUGAGAGGAACCUCACACACUCACCCACUUCAUUUACCUCUCUCUCUCACUCCUGGCUUUGCUUCUUCCCUCCAUCUCUCUAUCCUCUUCUUUCCUCCAUCUCUCUAUCCUCUUCUUCUCCCUCUGCUCUCUUUUUCUCAGGAGCGGUUGCCAGUGAUUGAGCCCUUCUCUCCCCCAGACCUCACCCCUGAUCGCCCUGCCCAAACCCCCCCUCUGAGCAGUAAACAUAAGAAACCCCUGUGCCUCCAGGACUUCAGGCUGAUCGCUGUGCUGGGCCGGGGACACUUUGGAAAGGUGCUGCUGUCAGAGUAUAAGAAGACCGGAAGUAUUUACGCCAUCAAGGCCCUGAAGAAAGGAGAUAUUGUUGCACGGGACGAGGUGGAGAGUCUGAUGUGUGAGAAGCGUAUCUUUGAGACGGUGAACGUCUCCCACCACCCCUUCCUGGUCAACCUGUUUGCGUGUUUCCAGACCCCGGAACACGUGUGCUUCGUCAUGGAGUACACGGCUGGCGGUGACCUCAUGAUGCACAUCCACGCUGAUGUCUUCACUGAACCACGGGCUGUGUUCUAUUCAGCCUGUGUGGUUCUGGGGCUGCAGUUUCUCCAUGACCACAAGAUUGUGUACCGAGACCUUAAACUAGACAACUUACUGCUGGAUACAGACGGAUAUGUAAAGAUUGCCGACUUUGGACUCUGUAAAGAAGGGAUGGGCUUUGGGGACAGGACCAGUACGUUCUGCGGUACUCCAGAGUUCCUGGCCCCUGAGGUCCUGACCGACACCUCUUACACCAGAGCAGUGGACUGGUGGGGCCUGGGGGUCCUCAUCUAUGAGAUGCUGGUGGGAGAGUCGCCCUUCCCUGGUGACGAUGAGGAGGAGGUGUUUGACAGCAUCGUGAAUGACGAGGUCCGCUACCCACGAUUCCUCUCCACAGAGGCCAUCGCCAUCAUGAGGAGGCUGUUGAGGAGGAACCCAGAGAGGAGACUAGGCUCUGGUGAGAAAGAUGCUGAUGAGAUAAAGAAACAGCCUUUCUUCCGGGGUCUGGAUUGGGAGGCCCUGCUACAGAGGAAGCUGCCCCCUCCCUUCGUUCCCUCCAUCAAGGGCCGAGAGGACGUCAGCAACUUUGACGAGGAGUUCACCGCCGAGCCUCCCGCCCUGACGCCGCCGCGCGAGCCCCGCACGCUCUCUCGCAAGGACCAGGACAGCUUCUGCGACUUCGACUACGUCUCCGACCUCUGCUAGGGGUCGAGAGGUUGUGACCUCUAUCACAUCAUCAUCAUAUGAGGGUCAUGGGGUCACGGCAGUCUGCAAGGGUGGUCUGCUGCAUCCACCACACUGUGAAUGUGAUAUGAGAAACGGAGAAGGGUCUGUCUGUAGUGUAGUCUACGUCUGUGUGGGAGGUAUGAACUAGAGGAGAUUAAUGCAGACCCAGGCCAAGACUCUGUGACUGUGUUUUUUUUUUACACUGCAGCAGCAUCUCACAGAACUGUGAGAAGGGGCCCGUCAAGAAGACUGGUGGUUGAUGAGAAAUGAAGUUCUGUUACAAUGAGACGUGGCUAUGUUUUCCAAAGGAAAAGAAGACAGAAAAAAAGAAACUGUGACGCCCGCUAAGCUUGUGCCACCUCCUCCCUAUCUAGAACACUCCAAUGGCUGUGUCCUUACAAGAACUUGUCAUAACAUGUGUAACUUCUACUACACAGUCAACCCCUUUUAACUUUGCCUUCCAGUUCCAUCCUCCUUUGUGCCAGUGUUGUUGUCUGCUCUGAGUCUGCUCUGAUGUCUGAGGAUCUCCAUGUAACGUUCAGGGUUGGGAUCCAUUCCAUUUCAAUUCAGUCAAUUCAGGAAGUCAAUUGGAAUUUCAGUUCAUUUCCUGAAUUGAAAUGGAAUGGACCCCAACCCUGGUUCCUUCAUACUGUGACAAAACACAAAUAAUAUUUGGGAGAGGGUGUGGUGGGGUGGGGUGGGUGCAUGGCUUGAAACGAUGCCUUACAUUUCUACUGGGAUCUAUAGAAAUGCAUUUCAUUUUGUUAUUUUGUGGUCCCUGGUAACUAACUGUGGUCCCUGGUAACUAACUGUGGUCCUUGGUAUGCAAUGAGGGUGAUAAUGUUUUACAUUAAUGCUAAGAGGAGAAAAGGAAGUACCUCCAUCUGCCUAUCAAAAUGAUUGCUUGGAGGAAGUUGAAUUAACAGUGUGUAGAAUCGUCUAUAUAUAUAUGUACUCUACAUUGUUACAAUGUUGUGAACAAUCACCCAUCAAGUUACCCAAUGCUAGUCUUGUGUCAACAGAAGGGUAAAGAACCACUGCUUGGAGGAACGGUCAAUUCUGAUCCAACCAGAUCACUAGUGCAUUCACAAUGGGCAAUUGUUGCCCUUUUAACAUUCUUUAAAAUGUUCUGAUUUGAGAUAUUAUGGGGGGGGGAAUCAACGGCGACAGUGCUUUUGGUUCUGUUUUUGGUUGAUAAUGAAGUCGUUGAGAAAAGCAACAGAGAGCAUUAUUGCAUUUAUCCUGUUGCCUUUUAAUUGGUCCAAUCUGUGAAUUUUAUAUAAGGGUGUGUCAUGUGGCAGUCUACACCUGUGCCAUUUGGUCAUAUCUGAACACACAAAAGAAAGGCUGAAGGAUGUCUCGUUCCAAACAUGUAAAUAUUCACACAAACGUACACACACUGAGAGACUUUAAUGCUCAAGACACUCAAAUUCAAUCAGUGGCAUGAAGUGGAAACACAUCCAAGCAAUGAAUCAUGCUCAGGCUUCUCCAGGUUGAAGUGACCAUUAAGAACGGAUCUAGGAUCAGUUUAUUCCAACCUCAUCCAUUAGGAAAAGAAAACUGACCUUAGAUCAGAAUUUAGAGGCAGCUUCAUCCUCCAACUACAGUACAUGCUCAUCUGCAGAAGUCAAUAGAAAACAAACUUUACCUCCCUUGUCUCUGUGUAUGGGGGUGUGUUUUGAAUCAUGUUUGUCUGGUUGCAGACUCUACUUAUCUUGUGUACGACUAUACAAAAGGAAGUGAAAGUAUGAGAUUAGUUAUUUAUAAAGAACAUCUGUUGGGAAAA